Messenger RNA from Aplosporella prunicola CBS 121167, 1865 nucleotides. RefSeq lists its product as uncharacterized. Gene Ontology annotation, biological process: transmembrane transport; carbohydrate transport. Gene Ontology annotation, cellular component: membrane. Gene Ontology annotation, molecular function: carbohydrate:proton symporter activity. Lineage: Eukaryota; Fungi; Ascomycota; Dothideomycetes; Botryosphaeriales; Aplosporellaceae. The record is from RefSeq and is a predicted model, not a curated record. The coding region runs from base 135 to 1706 and encodes 523 amino acids. The transcript is spliced from 5 exons.
AGGCGCUCGCUGUUGCUAUUUGUUGUUGUCCUCGCUCUACCGAUCCUCCCUCUCUGACCUGGUGGACGACUCCCUUCUCUCUACCCAUCUCCCAUUUUCCUUGAGACGGCUCCGUCUCCCAAUCUUCUCUCACCAUGGCAAUCAUGACGGGGAAGAGAGCGUACAACUGGUACAUCUCUCUCGUCGCAGCAUCUUGCAUGGUGCUUUACGGCUACGAUGCCUCGGUUUACAACGCCGUCCUCGGCUCCGACAAUUGGAUGGCCUGGUUCAAUGAGCCGGGCACGCAAACCCAAGGUGCUAUCAACACGGCCUACACCGUCGGUGCCGUCGUCGCUGGUUUCUUCUUCGGUGGCCCGCUAGCCGACUUCUUCGGCCGCCGUAUCGGCAUGGCAGCUGGCUGUGCCUUUGUCAUCGUCGCGACUUUCAUCCAGGCUUUCGCGCCCAGGGGCAACAUUGGCGCCUUCAUCGGCGGCCGCGUGCUCAUUGGUAUCGGCCAAGGUCUCGCACUGACGGCCGGCCCCAUCUACAUCGGCGAGCUCUGCCCCUCGGAGAUCCGGGGUAAAAUCAUGUCGUUCUGGCAAAUGUUCUACUCGGUCGGCUCCUUCCUCGCGUACUGGGUCAACUACGGAUGCCAGGAGCACAAGGAGAAGCUCGGGCACUGGGACUGGCGCAUGGUGGUGCUCUUCCAGGUGCUGAUGCCGAUUCUGAUCCUCGUGCAGCUGUGGUUCAUCCCCGAGACGCCGCGGUGGUACAUCCAGAAGGGCAAGCCGACGGAAAAGGCGCGGGCAUCGCUGCUACGGGUGCGCGACACGGAGCAGGAGGUCGAGGACGAGAUACUGGUGAUCCGCGAGGCGCUCGAGUUCGAAAAGGAGUCGAUCUCGUCGGGGUACGCGGCGCUGUGGAAGGACCCGUCGAUCCGCAAGCGGCUGCUGCUGGCGUUCGUCAUCAACGCCGGGCAGCAGAUCACGGGCCAGGGCACGCUCAACACGUACUCGACGCUCGUGUACAAGAAGGUGUUUGGCAAGGACUCGCCGCAGAUUGCCCUCAUCAACGCCCUCAACGCCACCUUUGGCAUCCUCUUCACCAUGAACGCCACCUGGACCGUCGACCGCUUCGGCCGCAAGUUCCUGCUCAUCGUCGGCGCCAUCGGCAUGGCGCUGUGCAUGGUCAUUGUCGCGACCGUCGAGACGCAGACGCCCACGUACGCGGACGACACCAAGUCGCACGGCGUGGGCAUCUCCAUUGUCUUCCUCAUGUUCCUAUUCGCCUUUUUCUACAAACCCUCCUGGGGCGCCACAGUCUGGAUCUGGACAUCCGAAGUCUUCAGCAUGAACGUGCGCGCACAAGCCGUAGGCAUGGCCUCGCAGACGCAAAACGUCGCCAACGCCAUCGUGCAGCAGUUCUUCCCGACAUUCCUCGACAACUGCGGCUUCUACGCCUUCUACAUGUUCGCGGGCAUCAACGCGCUGCUAGGCGUCUUUGUGUGGUUCUGCAUCCCCGAGACCAAGAAGGUCUCGCUCGAGGAGAUUGACGUCCUGUUCGGCGGGUCUAACCACGUCGAGAAGGGCGCGAACCUUGUUGAUCCUGACCACGCCCAGCAUGUCCAUGUUGAUGCUGAGGGCAAGGGCGUUGCCGAGGGCGUCGAGCGUGUCGUGCCUGAUGGUGGGGAGGUGAGGAGAGACCAGCCGUCGGGCAGGUUUGCUUAGGCUUGCUUGGGCUUGUUGCUGUGCGAAGGGUGUUGCUUGCUUGAGAGAGAGAACGGGUUAUGCGCCAUGUGCUUACGGAGUCAUGAUACCAACUAAACUUGUUUAUAUGCCUUUGCAGGCAGAAAAUAAUAGAGCCGGGAUAUAUGGCUUUUUCGCACG